AUGUUGGGCCGACUUCUCAGCACCGCAGCAUCGAGCCUCAAUCCAUCUGCUUACUCUUCCCGAAAUAAUGGUACUCCUCUCGAAUCAGUGACCGAGGAAGAACACACAUCCGGUCUUCUCUUCCCUGAUGUCAACCUUCUUCGUCGCUCCAAUAUCCAUGCACACCCAUUGCAGGCAUCAUUCAACUCCCCAAAUGCUUCCAAUGCCGGCGGAUACGAUGAUCGUGGAGGAAUGGAAUUGGAUCCUGUCAAGGAUUUCCGAGUGAUAGUGGCUCAGAAUGCAUUGGGAGACCGUGACGCAUGUGUCUUGCUUGACACACGUGCUACACCUGAACCAUCUCCUACCGGCCUUGGGAUUGAUUCACAGGGCCUUGAUCCGUUUGGAGCCAGACAUGCACGUACGAUUUCUAGUAUCUCCCGAGGCCCUCGUCGAAAUCUAAACUCCAUCCAAUCAUCCAUCAACGAACCUAGCCCUCUCUCAUCAGCUGCAGACGCGCGCAGAUCAUCUCCUGCAAGCCCCGGUGCAUUUUCGCGGGCUCGUGGCCGCAGCUCCACAUUGGCACCCGCCGGAGUAUUGCAUGAACCUGGUUACCGUCAUUCAACCGAUUCUAAUGAUACGGGCCUUCUCAAUUGUAUUUUUGGCAGCAGUGCUUUCAGCUACCGCGGGUCAUCGACAAAGAUGCAUAUAAUUUCUGCCGAUCAAGAUCCUGGAACAGCGCCCACUUCAUCUCCCGCUGCACGAAGUCCUCUUGCUCGUGCCUACACAACUGGUAGUCCCUCGGGUCCGACCCGAGUUUCCGAUAGUAGACCCCCUGCCAAGGUGACCGUGCUCGUGACUCGCAUGUUCAGUGUCAACCUCCCAGAAGGCUCCGAGGCCUCUGCCGACCGCCAUGAUUAUGCGAGUGCUCUCUAUCAAGAGUCUCUCCCUGAAUUGGGCUUCCCAUUUCCAGAUGUGUCGAAAGGGAAGAAGAUCAAAGAGAAGAAAACACCUAUGUAUGCGGUGGCAAUUACCAUCCAGAUUCCUCUACUUGCGCGCAACACCAGUCGACCCGUCUCGCGGUUCAGUACCCUCAGCCCUGAUUCUCCUCGGACGGGAUUGUCUAGUUCGUUGGAUUCGGACUAUCGUUGGCCUGGUUCUCACUUGGAGGAUAGUCUAUCUGCUGCGUCCCCUCCCGCAAGCCUGGAUGAGCGAUUAGACCUUCUGGUCGAUCACUGGGAUGUGAUCACUCGCACUUUGUCUCAUUUAGAGACACUAGCUCGGAACGAAAUCCUUUUCUUGCUGCGGAAAGUGGACUCUUUGUCCGGGCCACACCCGAAGCCAGCUAAGCCCCCUAACAUGCAACGAACGAAUCAAACCAUCGUGCAUCUCCCAGCCAACAUCUUAGCGGUCAACUCGAAGCUUAAGGAAGAAGCUUUCCGCAGUACCCGCAGAAUUAGCCUCGCUCUUCAGACCCCGUAUGUUGUCACAGGUCAGAAUCGUUGGGGCGUGUGGCGUGAAGAGGGCCGCUCCAUUGUUCGCGGACUUGGCGACAAGGAGCAAAACUUCUUCUUUCUAGUUUUAUUGACUGCAUUUCUGGGAAACCAUACCGAGUGGCUGAAUUCUUUAGGCCCAGAUUGGUACCGCCGCCGUCACACUCAGCAGACAAAAUCUCAACAGGACACAGAUCCGAUGCUUACCCAUCGCACCGUCAUAAUUUGUCCCAACAAGAUGACUGCCCGACGAUUGGUUUUUUUACUCUCUGCUUUCAUUCCAUCUAAACAGCGAUUGGACCCGCUGCCUUCGCCGCUCAGACCUGGCACAUCAGCAUCUAUGCGCGCUAUCUCUCAAAGUCCUCCAGGAGUACCAUUACUUCGGCAGGAGUCUCUUCGCAGAGCAAUUGAGCGCCGUGCUCGUGUACAGCGAUUAAAUCUUGGCGAUGAACAACGUCAUCGCUCAGUGAGUGUUUCGUCGCAAGAUACAACUCAGCGGUCGUCUGAUGGGAUCGACCUUUUGCCACCAACGGAUUUUGCCUGGACACGUAGAGCAUCCGAUGCUCGUUCGAUCAAAACUUUGAGUACGGUUAAGGACAACAGGGCCAAGGCUACUACUACCACUACCACCACUACUAGUGGAGCCACAACAUCGGUGAUUACACAGAGCAGCACUGUCCCUGUUCCUCAUUUCACAUCACAGACGAGCCGUACAAGCCAGACGGAGUUUGACCGCAGCGACUCAAAUGGUAACGAAAGCCGGGCAUCUGAAAACCUGCUAAAAAGCCUACAAAGAAGCGACAGCUCAGCUUCAGCAAUGGUUACCCAUGGCGGUAUGACAGCUGCUGGCGGCCGCUGGGGUGGCUUGUUCUCUGGGCUAUGGAGCUCAGGAAGGGAGCCAACUUUUGACAGAAACGAGGAGUACUAUCCAACUUCAGAUGCACGGAAGAGGUCAAUCGCCACUAUCGCAGGUCCAACUGCUCGUGGCCCGACCACUUUGAGUCAGAUGGUCGCAGAUGUUAAAGAACACGAAGCAGAGCAUCGCCCCGAUACUGCACCCAGUGGAAAUAUCUUGAUUCCAGCUGCCACGGCAGGAUCACCGCACAACUGUGAGGACAAUUCACCCGAGCCUUCGUCAUUGACAAGUCAAGUCCGUGACCAACCUUUGAGAAUGUCUGUUCGAGCAGAGGACGGCGUCAUCGAUGUUGAUCUUCCCCUACCCGGAUUUUUGUCUCUUUCUUCUUCGGGCGAUUCGACAAUUGCGUCACCCCGAAAGACCCGAACCUCAGUCACUAGCAUGGAUGCUAUGACAUCGUACAGCAGUGGAUCUGGAUUCCAUGGUACUGUAAAAGAAACUGAUGGCCCUAGCACUCAUGUUGCUGGCUGGCUCAAGAUUUUCCACGAGGAUUUCUCAUUGCAGGCAGUACGUCCGUACGCCUCGGUUGAAGCCGACAUCAGAAGGGCCAUGCGGGCCGAGCCAACACCCUACAGUGUCUCAACCCCAGAUGCGGAAGGAACAGAGAGGUGGGUAGAUGUUGCUACCACGUUAAUCGCAGACACCCGUACAUCAUCUGUGAAGCGUCUCCGUCUGAGACGCAAGAUCAUUGUGGGCCGACACAACGGAACGCUCAACAGCCCCAUUUCACCGACUCCUGGUAUUCUCGACAAUGGCCGGGGCUCUGUUGGCACCUCUGCAUCUUCACAGUUUACGAGCUUCUUUUCCGGACAGAGCAAGACUCCUGAUGUCCCUAUUUUGGAUGGACAAGAUCCAAACUAUGUGGAAGAGCGAUUUACCGAAGAGCCUGUAAUGGAUCUCGACACUAUUCUAGUAGAUGCAGUCGAACGUGUCCUCGGAAGUAGCGGCUAUUCCUCCCUUGCCCAUUCAAGAGCACCAUCUCCCAAUCGCACGCGUCGAGGAGAGGACAAGGGCCAAACUGCCCUUCGUGCAGAAGAACCUAUCCCAGUGGAAGUUCCUCGAACAGAGUGUCGCAAGAUAGUACUUGGUGCUUUGGAAGAAGUUGUCCGUGUUGUCACUGCCGAGCACUAUCGUGAGGAUGUGGAUAGUGAGCUUGGUAUCGCUGAUCGAGAGCGAAGAAGAGCGCUCGCAGGGGCGGAUAACACCCUGCGCGAAGGAAUUCGCAAAUGGCUUCUCGAUGUCGAAGAAUCUUGGUAA
Penicillium taxi is the source of this 3642-nucleotide messenger RNA. RefSeq lists its product as uncharacterized. Gene Ontology annotation, molecular function: ATPase inhibitor activity; protein-folding chaperone binding. The transcript has a single exon. Bases 1 to 3642 code for a protein of 1213 amino acids. Gene Ontology annotation, cellular component: cytoplasm. NCBI's taxonomy places the organism in Eukaryota, Fungi, Ascomycota, Eurotiomycetes, Eurotiales, Aspergillaceae. The record is from RefSeq and is a predicted model, not a curated record.